Molecule: messenger RNA, 5905 nt
Organism: Triplophysa rosa
Lineage: Eukaryota; Metazoa; Chordata; Actinopteri; Cypriniformes; Nemacheilidae
Gene: ppp2r2ca
Product: protein phosphatase 2, regulatory subunit B, gamma a
Exons: 11
Coding region: 1481-2827 (448 amino acids)
Biological process (GO): peptidyl-serine dephosphorylation
Cellular component (GO): protein phosphatase type 2A complex; cytosol
Molecular function (GO): protein phosphatase regulator activity; protein binding
Source: RefSeq, a predicted model, not a curated record
CUGACACACAUGUCUAACAGGAUGUGGGCGGGCAGGCUCUUACCUUGUAGAGCGGUGAGCAAAUCCCGUCAAUAUAAUCGACCUGCAUGUGAGCCUGGAUUGGGAUCCUUGAGACCCCCUGCAGUCCGACGUGUCUCCAUAAAGGCCCUCGGCAGGCAAUGAGGGAAGGGACUCUGUAUGCAAGCAUGGCAUGUUUUGUCUCUACCGUCUUCUCUCCAAGGGACAGAGAAGAUGCUGAUAUCACUAGGAAAGCACAAAACACUGAAGCGCGAUUCGUGUUCAAGGCAGUUUAAGAGGAUUAAGCUUUGCUGUCACCAGCAACAUUAGCAUCCCAUCUCAGUGGCGGUGGAGGCUAAUCUGUUACAUAAAAUUAAUCUCCAUGAUAACACCAGCAUUUGUAAUUCAUUCAGAGAACUGGAUUAGUGUCCCCAAGAACUAAAAAUGACUCUGCACUCUUGUCUUUAACCCACUACGCCUGCCAAAAGAUCUAUUAGCAAAUGGGCAUAGAUAGACCUUACAAGACCCAAACUGAGAUAAGAAAACAGUGUGAUUAAUGAAUGGAACUAAAAGAAGAAGCGUGGAUAGAAUUUAAGGCUCAUUCCUCUUGUCACCUGCAGUGGGAGGGGCCACCGGAGGUAGCAGAGCUGUGGUUGGCCGAGCAGGGAGGAGGUUUCUAUGACAUUGUGAUGCUGUGCAGAUGCUCGGCAGCAGCCGUAGUCGAGAAAGACAGGCUAGCGGCAUCCUCUCUCUCUCUCUCUCUCUCUCUCUCUCUCUCUCUCUCUCCCCCCUCUAUUUCAUCUCUCUCUUUUUCUCUCUCCUUUCCCCUCACACACAAGCACGCAUACACACACAUACUCCGUCACACUGCAGCAGAAGGGAGAGGACACACUGUGAAGCUGUGAGGUUGAAUCAGGCCUCUCCUCUUCCCAUCUUGCUCCUUAUCUCUCCUGUGGAAGACAACCUGUCUCACUCCUCAGCUACCCUUUGCUCUCCUUCAAGGACUACCGCACCCAAGGAGCAUCAGCCGUCUCGGACUUUCUGCAGCACAACGGAUCUACGGAUAACUCGCAUACACCUAUAUCCGAGGGCCUUCCUCUUUUUUUCCUCUGCGUUUCUUGUUGCCAGGCAGUGUUGGCUGAGCAUCAGGCCGUGAGGACGCGUGCCGGAGCGCGUGCCCAUGCAUGAGUGCAUGCAUGACACGGUCCUUCUCUCCAACUGACUGAGCACACGCUCCAACGCGGGAGACUGUGGUUUCACACCCCAGCUGUCAUUCUUUCUUCCUUUUCCCUCUCCGUCCUUCGGAUCCUCAUCCCUCGCAGCUUCUCUUCCUCCUGACAAAGGCGGACAGUAUCCCAGGAUGCCGUGCGGCAGGCCACCCUGCUAGGCCGCAGCAGCAUGGGCAAAGCACCGGGGGGGUGGGAUAGCACGGAUUGGACGGCUCUGCUCCAGACGGGCGCGCUUACGCACUCCGCCGCUUCAGAUGGGUGAGGACGGCGAGAGCCCCAAAAUCAAUCACAGCUUCCUCCGAGACUAUGUCACAGAAGCUGAUGUCAUUUCUACUGUGGAGUUUAACCAGACGGGGGAUCUGUUGGCUACGGGGGAUAAGGGGGGGAGAGUGGUCAUCUUUCAGAGAGAGACAGAGCCUAAAGGCGAAUCUGAGGAGCUGUGCGAAUCGGGCGAGUAUAACGUCUACAGUACGUUCCAGAGUCACGAACCAGACUUCGACUAUCUGAAGAGUUUGGAAAUCGAAGAGAAGAUCAACAAGAUCCGAUGGCUGCCACAGCAAAACGCUGCCCAUUUUCUCCUCUCAACCAAUGAUAAAACGAUAAAGCUAUGGAAGGUGAGCGAGAGGGACAAAAGGCCAGAAGGAUACAAUCUGAAGGAUGAAGAAGGACGAAUAAAGGACAUCUCCACCGUGACCUCAUUACGGGUACCGGUCCUAAAGCCCACUGACUUGAUGGUCGAAGUGCGGCCCAGGAGAAUCUUUGCCAAUGGCCACACCUACCAUGUCAACUCCAUCUCAGUCAACAGCGAUGGCGAGACAUAUCUGUCAGCUGAUGAUCUCAGGAUCAACAUGUGGCAUUUGGACAUCACGGACCGCAGCUUCAACAUUGUGGACAUUAAGCCAGCCAAUAUGGAGGACCUGACAGAGGUGAUAACAGCAGCAGAGUUCCACCCGCAUCACUGCCAUAUGUUUGUGUACAGCAGCAGUAAAGGCACGCUACGCCUCUGUGACAUGAGAGAGUCCGCUCUCUGUGACAAGCACUCGAAAAUCUUUGAGGAGCCAGAGGACCCAGGCAAUCGCUCUUUCUUCUCUGAGAUCAUCUCGUCGGUUUCUGACGUUAAGUUCAGCCACAGUGGACGAUAUCUGCUUACUAGAGACUACUUGACUGUCAAGGUAUGGGACCUCAACAUGGAGAAGGGCCCAGUGGAGACCUACCAGGUUCACGAGUACUUGAGGAGUAAACUGUGUUCGCUGUAUGAAAACGACUGCAUUUUUGACAAGUUUGAGUGCGUAUGGAACAGCACAGACAGUGUAAUCAUGACAGGAGCAUAUAACAGUUUUUUCCGGAUGUUUGAUCGUGAGACGGGUCGCGGCGUGACCCUCGAGGCAUGGCGCGAGAGCAGCAAACCGCGAGCCGUGCUGCGGACCCGCCGCGUUUACACCGGGGGCCGGCGUCGCCGUGGCGAUGUGGGCGUGGACAGUCUGGACUUCUCUAAAAAGAUUCUGCACAUGGCCUGGCACCCGGCGGAAAACAUCAUCGCCAUUGCAGCCACUAACAACCUCUAUAUCUUUCAGGACAGGGUCAAUCCUGAAAACCAGUGACCAGAGACAUCAAAGGGGUUGCCACAGGGCCACACACAUGCAUUGGAAACCACAUUUAUGCACUCGAUUUGAUCAUCAAUUACAAAACGUACACAUCAUUGGCCCUGUGGAGAUGGACAUAAGUGCCAGACCCCUGAAAUAUACAGAUUUACGUUGCAGUCAAGCUUUUCCGUCAGAAAAACUGCACACUUGGAGAAGCAUUUAUGUAUAAAGUUUAACAACUUUCUGGUUAAUUACACCGCUAAGAAUGUUGCAAUGAGCUCCGCUAUGUGAAAUUUACAGUGUGAUUGACUGUACUCUCAGCCAAUCCUGGACUCCUUUGAUAGGUGAUGGAUGGGGUCGUCAGCCAAUCCCAGAAUGUGCUGAUAUGUGACUGACAGCCAGCAGGGAUGAGGGUUGGCGCUACUGUGCCGAGGACCAGGAAUGAGACAGCUCCAGUUCUCCUUGCCAGGUUGCCAUGGAUACAGGUUACACAGUUGUCAUGGUAACAAGAGUGCUCAGAGCAGUCUUCCUAUCACGUGCUUCCCAAAAACCUGUCCCACAAUGCAUCCGCUACACAAGCUCACUUUUUUUUCACGUUGACCGUUUGUGGAGACGUGGAUGCAUAUUAGACCGAAUCACUAUAUUAAAUCCUUGCAGGGGCUUUAAAUUCCAGUGCUUGUUAUACAGAUGAGAUGGACUGCUCCUUCUUCAGAACACGUCCUAACUGGGUUACACCUCACAAUGGAUUACAUUUACACCUGUGUGGUAUGGUAAAAUUGACCAGUCAAAAUCGUAGCCUUUCACAAAGAAGUAAAACGUUUUUCAAACUCUCACAUUUAUACAUUGUAAAAAAAUGUGCCCUAAAAUGUUAAAGUACAAUCAGCUUACUACUUUAAAUCUAUAACUUAAACUGUUUGAAACAAGUUAAGCAAUUUCAACUUUUAUUAUAAUUUAUAAGCUACAGCAAUCCACCACUGGUUAGAAUUUACAUUACAUUUAUUCAUUUGGCAGACGCUUUUAUCCAAAGCGACUUACAAGUAGAAAUUUAAAACAAAGCUGAAAUGAGUUGUAAUGCCAAUACCUAAAAUAUUAAGGCAGCAAAAAAAAUUCACAGUGUACAGUUAAGCACCCACAUGGAAAAAAUAGUGGUAUGUACUGUAUGUACUAUAGUGUUUUUGUACCUUACAUAAAUAUGAAAGAAUACUACAGUAUUAACCACAGUUGAUCAGUUCACUUUAGUUAAUACUGAAGUGUACAGUAGUAUAGAGGAUGUCAAGCUGAUGUCACGGCCUAUGUUGCAUGUUGCAGUGGCGCCGCCAUCUUGGGAGGAUCAUACUCCACUGCUAUUAUUGUACUGAUAUGUACCGUUACUUGUUUUGUUUGAUAUAUGGAGAAAUCAAAAGUGAAAGAACAAGGGGUUUUUCUUGAACGACUCUGCGUAACGCAAUUGCAGUUUUUAACACAGCAAGACCAACCUACCAUAGUUAUCUUUCCUAAUGAAACAAGAAAAACAAAACACUGCAUUAAACGUACUAGCAGCGAUCCUCCCAAGAUGGCGCAACAUUCAACAUGGCGUGACGUAGCUUCACAUUUUCUAUAGCAACUAAUAUACUACAAGUAUACUGCGGUUUACUAUAGUAGAUACUAAGGUAAACUAAUGUAUUUUAUUUAUUUGGCCUCAGACUUUUUUAUGAUUAUACUCAGAAUUCGGUUAAGUAAGGAAAACAACAAAUUAGCCAUACAAAUAAAAGCUGGAUAGCAAAAAAAUACAAUAGUUUUCGUACAUUGCCUAAAUGCAGCAUCAAGCAAAGGCAAACGUUUUCAGUUUAGCCCAAUUUACAGGAAAAUUUGUCUACCAUGAUUCAAUAGGCAACCAAAAUUGUUAAAUAUAAUGAGGUUUACAAAUAUAAAGUGAGUAGUAACUGGGAGGUCAUGUGAUUUUAAAAAAGACAACCCACCUUAUAUAGAAUAAUACAUCUUGGAUGCUUCAUCUCAUGUGAGUGGAUGAAACAUUUCGGUCAAAAUAACUCAUUCGUUACCACACAGGUGUAUGUGUAACUCCAUAUUCACUGUAGAAAGAACCUAGUGAGUCUUUUUAAAGGUGCCAUUCACCUUCUGGGUGACUGUUUGUUUGGUGUUGGUGUGGUGAUGAAGUGUUGGGUGUCAGUUUAGUUUAUGACACAAAGGUCAGUGGUUGUUUUUAUUAUAUGAUAAAGGCUUGAAUGAAUGUAUAUGUCAAACCCAUGCUUUUAAUUCAUUCAUUUUGAAAGUGUUAUGAUGUUAAUGGGGUGCUUUCCUAUCGACAAGCUCUUUUUUGUGUCUCUUACGUGUUUUUCUGUCCCAAUUUUGUAUGCUAUUUCCUCUACACGGACCGAGGCUGUGCCUCCUACAAUUAGUCUCUCACUUUUUCAUUUGCAGUUUUUGUUAAAUGUGUAAUUGCAGGCAUAAAUUAACAUUCUGUCAUUUACUCAUCCUUGUGACAUUUCAGUCUUGUUUGACUUUCUUCUGUGGGACACAAAAGGAGAUUGGCCUUGGUCACCAUUCACUUUUAUUGUAUAUCAAACAGCUUGGAUAGCUCCUUUUGUGUUCCUUGCAGGAAAUCAGGUUUGGAAUGACAUGAAGUAAAUUAUAGUUUCCUGUUUUUUAUUUUAAUAACCGCAGUGCUGACAUCGACUACUAAAUUUUUUGUUUUUAGUCUGAGACUAUGCUUCUCGGCUGUUUUUGAUUCUGUUCCUCUCUCACUCGGUUACUCUUACCAAAUAACAUUGCACCGUGACAUCCUGUUACCAUGGUGAUGGGCCUUCUGCCAUUAUGCAUUCUCUCAUGCUCUUCAGACAUGCAGUGAAACGGAUUCACAAUGCAACCAGGGAAUAAUGGCUUGAGUUUUACCCGGUCCAUACUCUCUCAAGACACACAUGGCUUGAGUUUUUCAAGACCACUCCUUCUCUGACACACACAGGCCUAUUCAUGCAAGCAUACACGCAGAAAAGCAUGUUUAUCAUUAUCCAGUGUUACUAAUGUGUAUAUCUAUGAUGCCUAAACAUAUUCUAUUGACACUUAAUGGAAAAAUAAAAGGGGCAAAUGGAGGAAUGUGAU